Colletotrichum truncatum is the source of this 324-nucleotide messenger RNA. RefSeq lists its product as uncharacterized. NCBI's taxonomy places the organism in Eukaryota, Fungi, Ascomycota, Sordariomycetes, Glomerellales, Glomerellaceae. The record is from RefSeq and is a predicted model, not a curated record.
AUGCAUUUCCCAACCAUCAUCGCCGCUUUGACGCAGGCAAGCCUCAUCUCGGCUUACACGUCCUACCAUAGCAAACAAUACUGCGACCAGACUCGUCCGGUAGUCAUACGUUACAAUGCUGCUGUCGGCACCUGCUAUAACAUUGACGGUGCAGCCUCUUACGAGUUCGGCGGCGUCGGGGCCCCCAACAGAUGGGUGUGCAGUGUCUACACUCAGGGCGACUGCAAAGGCAAGGCUGCAGCGUACACUAGCAACAGUGAGAGUACGACCUGCACCAACAGCCCCAUCGGCUGGAUUUACUCCUACAAAUGUUCCUUUAUUUAA